This is a messenger RNA of Tilletiaria anomala UBC 951, 836 nucleotides long. RefSeq lists its product as uncharacterized. NCBI's taxonomy places the organism in Eukaryota, Fungi, Basidiomycota, Exobasidiomycetes, Georgefischeriales, Tilletiariaceae. The coding region runs from base 226 to 669 and encodes 147 amino acids. The transcript has a single exon. The record is from RefSeq and is a predicted model, not a curated record.
AUUCGCACCCCACCCCACCACGGAUCGUACACUUUGCCCCGUGUUUGAUACCUGUCCCACCUAUUUCGCCCUUGUAACUUCUUUUUCCUUUUUUGCGCUUGUAGUCGCUUCUAUAGGAUGGAUUGCCGGCUGGCGGAAAUGAACGCGAUGAUAUAUGUAUGCGCACACCAGCCGGGUUGAGUUGGCCCUCCUGAAUAUCUGAUUAUAUCUUAUCUAUCUCUAUAUAUGUGCAUAGCACGCCUUUUCUGCUCAUUUGCCAUAGCCAUCUACUUGCCUCCCCGCUCCCACACCGUCCAAAAGACGUCCAUCCAGGUCGCCCUCAAGCGCCGCGAGCCCAAGCUGGCCGUCGCGAUCGCGACUGCCAAGAGCGCCAAAUCGAUGGAUGGUCUGCUGAUCGCGCAGGCGCGUGCCGCCACAAGGGCUUCGUCAGCCAAGUCGACUUGUUCGAGCCCGGUUCGAAGCCAAAGCCGCUGUCCGCCGUGGUGCCAGGCCUCUUUAAGAAGAGCAAGCCCGCGCACCCCCGAGGCGGAUGCGCCCGUUGCAGAUGGCACCCCUGCCAACAGCAUUGGAGACCUCACUCUGACGGACCAAGUCCGGCGAGCUCCUCAUGAGUGGCGUGGCGGGGUGGGGAAGGGCUGUACAAGGAACAGCGAAACGGUGCAUCGCUGACAUUAAGGCGCUGGUGCGUUGUAGCGUCGAUAGCUUCACAUCCUUGAGGCGCCCCUCCCCAGACAUGUGCUUACGCGACACACGCGUAGGCAUGACGAUCGUCCUCGUUCCCCCAGCGCACGCCAGGGCGAACGUCAAGGAAGCAGGUCUGCGGAUCAUCGAGCAGG